Messenger RNA from Cadophora gregata, 1026 nucleotides. RefSeq lists its product as uncharacterized. NCBI's taxonomy places the organism in Eukaryota, Fungi, Ascomycota, Leotiomycetes, Helotiales, Ploettnerulaceae. The record is from RefSeq and is a predicted model, not a curated record. The transcript is spliced from 5 exons. Bases 1 to 1026 code for a protein of 341 amino acids.
AUGCAUUUGAGCUCUCUUCUAGCUCUUGCAUUUUGUGUGCAUGGAGCACUAUCUCAAGCCAUGCUCCGAUUCGCUUGCUCUCAACUAGUUGUGGAGCGUCUCGAUCCCAUUGGUAACCCUGGACUGUUACCUUCGACUCAUCUCCAUCAGAUUGCCGGCGGAAACUCCUUCAAUGCCUCAAUGGAUGCCGGUGCGCACGAUACAGUUGGACUAUCUACUUGCACUUCUUGUACCUUCAGCGAAGAUUUUUCCAACUACUGGACAGCGGUUUUAUAUUUCAGAGCUCGUAAUGGAACGUACAAACGGGUGCCACAGAUGGCAAACCAGGGGUUAACGCAACAAGGUGGAUUGACUGUGUAUUAUAUUCCUCCUUACGAUGGAAAGUCGAAGGUCACCGCUUUCAAACCUGGGUUCCGCAUGCUGGUUGGAGAUCCGAUGGUCCGUUCGGCGUCUGCUGCACCGAAGGGUGUUUGUCAUCGUUGUUUUGGAAAGAAUCAACAGCCGUUUGGCAGUGCCCCCUGUACAGGCGCUGAUACAUCGGAACUUCCAAGAGGAACAUGUCUUGGAGGGAUCCGCGAGACGAUCAUGUUCCCAACCUGCUGGGACGGCAAGAAUCUGGACUCACCAGACCAUCGAACACAUGUGGCAUAUCCUAGUAGCGGUACAUUUGAAUCAGGUGGACCCUGUCCUGCAACACACCCUGUCAAGCUCCCUCAAGUCAUGUUUGAAGUCAUGUGGGACACCAGCCAGUUCAAUGACAAGUCCAUCUGGCCCGCUGAUGGAUCCCAACCAUUCGUCUAUUCAAUGGGGGAUGCCACCGGAUAUGGAAAUCACGGUGACUACCUCUUCGGAUGGAAAGGCGAUAGUUUGCAGAAAGCUUUGGAUGCGAGGUGCAAUCUUGACAAAUGCGCCCAAACACCUUCUCAGUCGGCGGCGAACGCUAUCAAGUGCCAGAAGAAAUCCCCUAUUAACGAACCAGUUGAUGGAUGGCUUACCACACUUCCUGGGAACGUUCCAGUCACAUAA